UGCCGCCGCCGCCGCGUCCCCGUCCCCGUCCCCGUCCCCGGCGCGCUCUCGCGGACUGUGCCAUGGCGGCCUUCAGCAAGUACCUGACGGUGCGAAACUCUUCGCUGGCGGGGGCCGCCUUUCUGCUGCUCUGCCUGCUGCACAAGCGGCGCCGCGCCCUCGGCCUGCACGGUAAGAAGAAUGGAAAGCCACCAUUACAGAACAAUGAGAAAGAGGGGAAAAAAGAGCGAGCUGUGGUGGACAAGGUGUUUUUUUUGAGGCUCACACAGAUUCUGAAAAUCAUGAUCCCCAAAACAUUUUGCAAAGAGACAGGUUACUUGAUACUUAUUGCUGUUAUGCUGGUGUCUCGAACGUAUUGUGAUGUUUUGAUGAUUCAAAAUGGGACACUCAUUGAAAGUGGUAUCAUUGGUCGUAACAGAAAAGAUUUCAAGAGAUACUUAUUCAACUUCAUCGCUGCCAUGCCUCUUAUCUCUCUGGUUAAUAACUUCUUGAAGUUUGGGUUAAAUGAGCUCAAACUGUGCUUCCGAAUAAGACUGACCAAGUACCUCUAUGAGGAGUAUCUCCAAGCUUUCACAUAUUAUAAAAUGGGAAAUCUGGACAACAGAAUAGCUAAUCCAGACCAGCUGCUUACACAAGAUGUAGAAAAGUUUUGUAACAGUGUAGUUGAUCUGUAUUCAAAUCUUAGUAAGCCAUUUUUAGACAUAGUUUUGUAUAUCUUCAAGUUAACGACUGCAAUUGGAGCUCAGGGCCCGGCAAGCAUGAUGGCCUACCUGAUUGUUUCUGGGCUAUUCCUGACUCGGCUUCGAAGGCCCAUCGGCAAGAUGACAGUAACUGAGCAGAAGUUUGAAGGAGAGUACAGAUACGUUAAUUCUCGGCUGAUCACAAACAGUGAAGAAAUUGCCUUUUACAAUGGAAAUAAAAGAGAAAAGCAGACAAUCCACUCAGUCUUCCGAAAACUGGUGGAACAUCUACAUAAUUUCAUUUUGUUUCGGUUUUCUAUGGGCUUCAUUGAUAACAUAAUUGCCAAAUAUCUUGCCACUGUGGUUGGUUACCUUGUUGUCAGCCGUCCCUUCCUGGAUUUGUCUCAUCCUCGGCACCUCAGGAGCUCGCAUUCAGAACUCCUGGAGGAUUACUACCAAAGUGGAAGAAUGCUUUUGCGAAUGUCUCAAGCUCUGGGUCGGAUAGUUCUGGCUGGCCGUGAAAUGACUAGAUUAGCUGGUUUUACUGCCCGAAUUACAGAAUUAAUGCAAGUACUGAAGGACUUAAAUCAUGGCAAAUAUGAACGCACCAUGGUCUCGCAACAGGAAAAGGGAGAACAAGGCAUUCCCUUGAUACCUGGUGCUGGAGAAAUCAUCAAUGCAGACAACAUUAUAAAAUUUGACCAUGUUCCUUUAGCAACACCAAAUGGAGAUAUCUUGAUCCGAGACCUUAAUUUUGAAGUUCGAUCUGGGGCCAACGUUCUAAUUUGUGGUCCAAAUGGCUGUGGGAAGAGUUCACUUUUCCGUGUUCUUGGUGAAUUAUGGCCUCUUUUUGGAGGACGUCUGACUAAACCAGAGCGAGGAAAGUUAUUUUAUGUUCCCCAGAGACCUUAUAUGACCCUGGGAACACUUCGAGACCAAGUGAUAUAUCCAGAUGGAAGAGAAGAUCAGAAGAAGAAGGGGAUAUCUGACCUCGUGCUGAAGGAGUACUUAGACAAUGUCCAGCUGGGUCACAUCCUUGAACGUGAAGGAGGCUGGGACAGUGUUCAGGACUGGAUGGAUGUGCUCAGUGGUGGAGAGAAGCAAAGAAUGGCGGGCAUGGAAGGAUACGGCGAGAUUCACAACUGGACACAGUGGAAACUCAGAGAAAGAAAAAUGUGUUUGAACUGAGGAAUCCUGUAUGUGUGGUGUAAAGGUGCCCAAGAGGGAGUUUUAUUUGAUGGUAAGAAAUUCAAGGGCAUGCCUGAGACAGUGAGAGGCUGUCUUAGAAGAACAGGGGGUGGGGGGGAGGAGUCCUGUAAAGCCAGAUGAACGUGACCAAGCCAUUUGGGAAGUGGGGAAGGCUCACCUGCAGCGUUGCUGCGUGGCCAAGCCGUUGAAAGGUUGGGCUUUGUGUAGGCCAGUGUUUGGAGAACUGAAUGUGAAGUUUAAAAGAGAGCUUCCUGUUUUGCUAUUUGAAGGGUUUAGAGGGAGAGAGAAAAGGCAACGAAUGUGAACAUUGACGAAGUUGGGUGGAGAGUGUAUGUGUAUUCGUUUCAGUUCUUUCAGUGUUUUAGUAGGAUUAAAAUUUUUCAAAGUGAAAAGUUGAGGGGAAGAGAAGACAUUUUUUAUAAAUUAUAAAAAUCAUAAUUUUUAGGAAGAAAAAACUUGAAAAGUGUAACCCAAACAGUGAAUCUGCAAGAGUGAAGGUUGGUGUAAAACAAAUGAACCAAAGGAGCUCCUGGGCAGGAGAGUCAGGAUUUGAAUCUGAGGGGAUGGAGUGACGCUGUUGAAUAAGGGGAGGCCUGAUGAGCACAUGGCUGAAAGUUCCUUGAAAAAAGUCAGCGUAAAUGUAGGCGGAAAUAUUAUUAUUCCACGAUUUUAACAGUGAAAAAACUUAAUUAUCAUAUGCUUUUCACAGAGUUCAGUGUUAGCUGGGAAUCUGCUCCGUGCCGGGCCCUUAGCUGGUGCCUGCCUUCAGGUAAUCUAGUGAGGAGAGCGAAGCGCUCUCGGGUUCCUGCUGUACAAGGCAGGCAGUCUUCAGUCACGGCUACAAAAAGCGUGCACUGGGAUACUGAUGAGGGAAGGCUCAGUUUUGAAUGGCAGGCCCUAUUUAAUUCUCUCAGUAGCCCUGGGAAGUGAGGUGCGGACAGAGGGAAGACUUGGGGCGCGGAAGCAGCUUGCUGAGCGGGGGAACUGAGGUCCUGACCCAGCGCUCCUGCUCUUAACGGCUGCGUUGCGGUGCAUAGCCUUCAGCGUGCAGGUGGCCUGUCCACUUCUCUUCUCUCACUGCCCCCUGCAGUCUCAAGUGCCAUGGCCCUCGUGUCCACUGCAUCCACUGGGGUCCAGCCACCAUCAGCCAGAGCCGCUCCGCCUGGUGUCAUGAGUCGGGCUCUCUUGCUUCUCUGACCCGUGGUUGUCUUUUCUGCGUCACUGUUCUUGCUCUUCCUGUUUAGCAGCGGGUUUUCUUACAUUGGAUCCUGAAAAAGUGUGUGUGAUAGGGAAGUUGAAACAUUGAUAGACAUGUGAAGAAGAGCCCAGCCCUCCUUACCACAGAUGCCGCUGUCAUAAAAUUCUUAGCGUUUUUAUAAAUCCAUUUUUGUAACUGAAUCUUUUACCUAGCUGGCAACUGCCCUCAUUCUUCAGACUCUCUGAGAGUUCUCUAAUAUUGACCCUUUCCUUUUCUACAGUUGAUCGGAUCCCUUCUGAUCCUGCCUCCUUUCCUGUCCAGCACAGACUUAAUAAUCCGGGGCCUGGCACAUAGGAGGUACUCAGGAGAUAUUUCUUAGAAGAAUAGACAAAUGAUCCCUUCCCCUUAACUUCCUUUCCCACUUUUUGUUUCCUCAGAUUAUUUAAACACCAUCCCAAGGGCAGCUGUUUGCCUUGGCAUUUCUGGGCGUAAGCUUCUAAGCACCACUGAAGAAAUGAGGGAAUGAGAUGGAUCGGUGCUGCCACACUUCUGUGGUGUCUGAGCCUCACAGGGGCUCACAGCAUGGCUGGGCAGUCAUUUUACUUCUUUUUGUCCCUCUGUCUCGUUUUUCCUGAUAAGCGUUUGAAAACUGCCAAUCUCAAGCUUUACAACCCGUUACCGAUUCCACCACUUUCAGCCAAAUAACUCACCUUUCCUUAAAGAAAAAAGAGAAACUAUUAUUUCAGUUAAAUGACAGCUAAUUCUUACUGAGUGCUUAAUAGGUGAUAGGCAGUGUGCCAGGCACUUUCCACAGGCUAUCUCAUUUCAUUCUCACAGCAGUCCUGUGAGAUGAGGGCUGUGUGUGCCCCGCUCCACAGAGGAAGCAGAGCAGUGGAGGGGCUUGCCAGGCAGAUAGCUAGUAAGUGUUAAAGCUGUUGGCGGGGGCUGGGGGGGUGCCUUGGCAAGCUCAGGCAGCAGUGUGACUGCCGUGCUCACACACUUCACCAUCUUCCUGUAUUGCCGUCUCAAGUAGCUGACCGCGCAGUGGGAGAGGGACGGACAAGCGAUGGGAGAGCCCCCAUGUGAUGUGGUGGUUGGUGGCGGAGGCGUGCAGAGCGCUCCGUGGGAGCGCGGAGGAGGGGCGCUUGGGGCGCGCCUCCAGCGACUGCUCCUCUUAGUAGCCCUGCCCUGGGCCGUCCUGACCGCCGUGCUUCCAGGCUUCGGCAGGUACGUCACCCUUCCUCUUGAGACAGGCUCAGUGUCUCCGUCUGUGUUUUUGGACCCUCCCUCAUCCGGUUUUAUCACAUCCCUUUCCUUCGUUAUGUGCUACCCCCCCCACACACACCUAUAUUUAAUCUCUUCUAGUCCUUUUCUUCCAGAAAGACAUUUUCAGGUCUCUGUGAUCUAACAAGCAAAUUCUGACUUGACCAAAGGCUCCGCGCAGUCGGACUUCUUGAUGGUCUGUCCUUGCUGCUUCUCCUUCCUCACCUCAUACAAACAAGAUACAAACACCAAGAAACCUGUUGAUGUGUUUCGAUCAUUCAUUUAUCCGAUAUUUGAAUGUUUCCUGUGCUAUUCAGGUGCUGGGUGUACAGGAGUAAUUAAAAGAGCCUCAGCUUUUGUGGAUGUUACAGCCUAUGCGGGACACAGAGAAACGGACAGGGUGCAGUUUAUCCUGGACGAAGGGCUGCAGAGACGCUGCAGAGGGGCCAGCUUGGGCUGCGGGGAGGCAUCAGGGCAGGUUUAUCUGAGGAGGGGACCUUAGGCAGAACUUUGAAAGAUGCAAGAAGCAGAGUAUGGCGUUUGGGACACAAGGACGUGCUAAGCCCUAAGGCCUGAGACACCUCGUGUCCUGAGAGUGGAGAGGAGACAGUGGCGGCCGGAAUGUGGAGGUUAGAGGGUGAGUCAGAGUAAGGUUGUGCAGUGCCUCGUAGGCCUUGGGAAGGAGUCUGAUUUUUAUUCUAAGUGAAAUGGCAAAUUACUGAAGGGUUUUAAGCAGAAGAGUGAAACUCUGAUUUGCAGUUUUGGAAGAUCCUCUCUGGUUCAUGGACAUUGGGCUGGAGAGGAGCAAAGAGGAAGAAGAGGGCUGUGUGUGGUCGUCCAGGAGGAGAGGACUGUGCCCGGGCGGCGGGCGGGAUUGUGAGAUGGGGGAAGUGAGUAGACUGUGAACUCCACAGGACUCGGUGGACUGAAGGUGGCAAGGUCGGGGUGGGAGGGAGGAGGAGAAGGGAAAUCAAGGAGGACUCACAGCUUUCUAGAUUUAGCAGCUGUUUGAUAGUGUCAUUUUCUGAAAUGUUCAAGAUGGGGAGAAUGUAUGAAUGGAUUCUAAGGGAGAAAUUAAAAAAAUCAGUGAGUUUUAGAUUUUUUAAUUCUGAGAGUUCUCUAAGAUAUCCAGUAGCCUAAGAAAUGGGAGGAAGCUUAAAACCAUGGUUUCACUGUCACUUUCUCAAGAAGGAGGGAGUGGUCACCUGAGUUGUACGUUGCAGAGAAGAUAAAUUGGGCAAGGAUAGAAAUGUGUCCAUUGGUCUUGCAACAUGGAGAGCGUCAUUAGGAGGAGAUGGCAGAUUGGAAUAUCUAUAGACAAAGAACCAGAAUAAAUAAUUCCCAGAAAGUAAACUACAUAUGGCAAAUAGCAUUCCUGCUAAUCAGAGAAAGGCAAGCUGCAACAACCUUGACGUUAAUUUUCAUGCACAAAACAAGCAAGGCUUGGAAAGCUGGGCGUGCCCGGUGCUGAGCACAGGGGUGCGGGGCAAGAGCACUCAGACGCUGCUGGUGGGCAUGUUAGCUGGCCACUUAAAAUUAAUUGUCAUUACUUAAGCAACAGAAUGUUUAAUAAUAGUCCCAUUUUUGCACCUGAGCCAUCUGUCAUCUGAAUUUGAAGAUUUGGUUAAAGUGUGUACCCUUUAAUCUUAUUUAGAGAAUUUUAAUAUUAGUUAAAAACUCAACUUCAUCUCACAUCAGUCUUAGAAGUUUCUGUUUUACUCUUAACAGUAUUUCCCAUGUGUUACGUUUUUUCCCUUUCUUCGGGAAGACAGUAAAAACAAUUGGGUUUCUUUGUAUUGUUUCUGACAGGUAGAUUUUUUGAGACAACAAUUUUCACCCUUUCUUUACAAGACUGUAAAUGUAUAUUUAAAGUAAAUCCGUUUUAGCUUACUAAUUUUCAGUCUGCAUG
Messenger RNA from Camelus dromedarius (Arabian camel), 6259 nucleotides. It is a transcript of the gene ABCD3, whose product is annotated as ATP binding cassette subfamily D member 3. The record is from RefSeq and is a predicted model, not a curated record. The transcript has 21 exons. Gene Ontology annotation, molecular function: ATP binding; long-chain fatty acid transmembrane transporter activity; ABC-type transporter activity. Gene Ontology annotation, cellular component: peroxisomal membrane; peroxisome. The coding region runs from base 63 to 1868 and encodes 601 amino acids. NCBI's taxonomy places the organism in Eukaryota, Metazoa, Chordata, Mammalia, Artiodactyla, Camelidae. Gene Ontology annotation, biological process: very long-chain fatty acid catabolic process; long-chain fatty acid import into peroxisome; fatty acid beta-oxidation.